Rotaria socialis is the source of this 330-nucleotide messenger RNA. Lineage: Eukaryota; Metazoa; Rotifera; Eurotatoria; Philodinida; Philodinidae. The record is from the annotation of a GenBank genome assembly.
AUGGAAGCUUGUUCAGCAUGUUCAAGUCCUGAUCGAUCAACUAACGAAAAUCUUCGUAAUGGUAAAAAUAUUGGUGUUACUGAUGCAGACAUGAAAGAACUCGAAAACCUUUGCCAUAUGCUCAACGAACUAGAUGCAGCAAAUUUACUUGUAGAAGAAUGUUUAUCACUUUUUACUGAUGAUUUAUUUGAAGUUCAUAGUCAAUUCAAUCCUGAGGGCUGUCUCAAAUACAUACCAAAUACCAUAGAUUUAGUAUUUAUUAGUCGUUUACUUCAUUGUGAAGUAGAUCCUUCAUUAUAUUAUCAAGACAUUGAUAUUCCAGAAGUCUGA